Molecule: messenger RNA, 900 nt
Organism: Phytophthora nicotianae INRA-310
Lineage: Eukaryota; Oomycota; Peronosporomycetes; Peronosporales; Peronosporaceae
Exons: 1
Coding region: 311-820 (169 amino acids)
Source: RefSeq, a predicted model, not a curated record
AACCUAUCAGAGUGAGGAAAGCUGAUGCGGUCGAAGAUCACGCUAAGCGCCAAAUCGCGCCAACUGCCCGUCAUGUGGGGAAGACCCCAAAUAGCGCUCUUUCGCUCUUGAACGAUAUACACGCGAUACCACGGGAAGGGGUAAGCGUUGGUGUUGCGAAAUCCCGAGGUGGGGGGGGGGGGGGGGGGUUCUUCCGUUGAGGCGAAGACGCGUGAUGUCACGGUCCGAGACGAAUUCAAGUCCGAAAGUGAUGGCAACUACUCUACUGAAGGCGCUGUUUGUGGUAACCUGAAAGGUGUGGUCAAACCCAAUGACGUUGGGGGUGCUGGUGGGACCAAAACCCGUUGCAAGGGUGCUUCCGUCGCGUCGAAAACGCCUGAUCUCCUGGUCCAGGACGUGUCCAAGCCCAUGGGGGACGACAACAGCUCAAUCGAAGGCACUGUUCGUGAAGCAGUGGUUGGGGACAAUGGAGUUGGUGGUGUUGUUGCGGAUAUUCCCUACGAGCCAGAUUGUGCUAAUAGCAGCAGUGAGACUGGAAAUGGUGUUCGUAAUCACCACGAGCAAGAUGGUGUUCAGCUUCUGCCCAUUAAAGACCUCAAGGCUGGCAUGCCUUCGCCUUGGGCUUUUGUUGGUCGCGUGUACGCUCGGAAUCCCAUACGCAAUUGGAAGACGUUCCAUGAUGCAGGUUCAUUACUCGAGAUGUACGUCGCUGACUCAGCAAAAGACAGUAUUCGUGUCACCCUCUUCAACGACGCUGUGGACAGAUAUAAAAAUGUUGUUACCCCAGGAUCGACUUAGCGCUUUUCAGGGGGCCGUGUAAAACCAGUUUUUGCGUCUAGUGAUGGAAAAAUUGAAAUUUCUUUCGGCUCUGGUUCAGUAAUAAGUCCGGCGUCUUACCAA